Molecule: messenger RNA, 3133 nt
Organism: Malaclemys terrapin pileata
Lineage: Eukaryota; Metazoa; Chordata; Testudines; Emydidae
Gene: CORO7
Product: coronin 7
Exons: 28
Coding region: 47-2818 (923 amino acids)
Molecular function (GO): protein binding
Source: RefSeq, a predicted model, not a curated record
GGGAGCCCGCGGGAGGGAGAGGCGCUGAGAGCCCCGAGCCGGCACCAUGAACCGCUUCAAGGCGUCUCGGUUCCGGCACGCGGUGGCCAAGCCGGCCCGCAAGGAGGCCUGGAUCAGGGAUGUCCGAGCCGGCUCCACCAUCUCCUGUGGGAACCAUAUCAAGUCCAGCUGCCACUUGAUAGCGUUUAAUGCUGACUCGGCAGGCGUGUUGGGCAUUGUGCCGCUGGAGAGCUGGGAUGGAAGGAAGAGGGCUGUGUCCCAGCUGUGCUGCCAUUCAGACGUGGUGACGGACUUUGACUUUUCUCCAUUCGACGCGCUCCUGCUGGCGACAGGCUCCGCUGAUGAAACCGUGAAGGUGUGGCGCCUGUCUGAGAGCGGCCAGGACCUGCCCUCCUGCCCUGGAGUGACCCUGGGGCCGGCAGGGUGCCAGGUGGAGACACUCCAGUUCCACCCGACAGCAGAUGGCGUACUGGUGAGCGGAGCUGGGAGAACGGCAACGGUCUGGGAUGUGGCCCAGCAGAAACCCCUGACGGCACUGGAACCUCACGGUGACCUGAUCCAGAGUGUGUCCUGGAAACAAGAUGGCGCCCUCCUCGGCACCUCCUCUAAGGAUAAGAAGCUGCGGAUCUUUGACCCAAGGACCAAGCCAGCUGCAGCCCAGAGCAUCCAGGGUCACGAAAACAACAAGGAUUCCAGGCUGCUCUGGAUGAAUGCCAGCGAUUACGUCCUCUCCGUAGGAUUCAGCCAGAUGAGGGAGCGUGAGGUGAAGCUGUGGGACACACGGCGAUUCAGCAGCUCGCUCGUCUCCUUCGCACUGGACACCUCCUCAGGGGCAGCGAUCCCACUCUUGGACCCCGACACCGGGCUCUUGGUGGUGGCUGGAAAGGGUGAAAAUCUCUUCUACUGCUUUGAAGUGUGCCCCUCGCUGCCAGCCCUGACACAGGUGACCCAGUGUCUGACAGAGGGCAAGGCCAAGGGCGCCGCCCUGGUGCCAAAGCGGGCGCUGGACGUCAUGUCCUGCGAGGUGCUCAGAGUCCUGCAGCUGACGGACAGCUUCAUUGUUCCCAUCAGCUACACGGUGCCCCGCAAGUCCUUGCAGGAGUUCCACGAAGAUCUGUUCCCGGACUCCACUGGGCCCGUCCCUGCGGUGUCAGCGCAGGGCUGGUGGGCAGGAGACAACAAACAGGUGGAGAAGAUGAGCCUGAACCCUGCCCGCAGGCCCCGGGAGACCUUCACCUCCUGCCUGUGUCCCCCUGCCCGGUGUGAGGAGCCUGCACCACCCGCCGCCCAGCAGCCCGCCGCCCGCUCUGGGGACGUGGACAGGAGCGAGGGCAGCGGCCUCUCGUCUCCCCCCAGCUCCCUGAGCUCUCCCUCCAGCUCAGCCCCAUCUCUCUCCACCACCAGCCCCAGUCCCAGUCAGAAGUCCCUGCAGAGCAUUCUGGGGCCCAGCUCCAAGUUCCGUCACACCCUGGGUACGGUGCUGCCCCGCGGCACCCACAUCACCAACCUCAAGGGGCUGAACCUUACCACACCGGGAGAGAGCGACGGCGUCUGCGCCAACCGGCUGCGCGUCGCCGUCCCGCUGCUGUCAGCAGGCGGGCAGAUCGCCGUGCUGGAGCUCUCCAAGCCGGGCCGGCUCCCCGACACAUCUGUGCCCACCAUCGAGAAUGGGACACCGGUCGCAGACUUCUGCUGGGACCCCUUCGACCUGCAGCGCCUCGCAGUCGCGGGCGAUGAUGCCAAGAUCCGCCUGUGGCGAAUCCCCCCCGGAGGGCUGCAGGAGACGCUGCUGGAGCCUGAGGCCGUGCUCAGAGGUCACACGGAGAAGAUCUACUCCCUCAAAUUCCACCCCCUGGCUGCAGACAUACUGGCUUCCUCCUCCUACGACAUGAGCGUGCGGAUCUGGGACCUGCAGGCGGGCAGGGAGGAGCUGUGCCUGAGGGGGCACCGAGACCAGAUCUUCAGCCUGGCUUGGAGUCCGGAUGGCCGGAAGCUGGCCACAGUCAGCAAGGAUGGCAGAUUGCGGGUCUAUGCGCCCCGCCAGUCCCCGGAGCCCGAGCAGGAAGGCCCCGGCCCCGAGGGCGGGCGAGGUGCGCGGCUGGUCUGGGUCUGUGGUGGCCGCUACCUGCUGGUGUCUGGCUUCGACAGCCGCAGCGAGCGCCAGCUGUAUCUGUCUGACGCAGCGUCCCUGGCAGCCGGGCCCCUGGCGGUGGUGAGCAUCGACACGGCUCCCUCCACCCUCAUCCCCUUCUACGACCCAGACACCAGCGUGGUCUUCCUCACGGGCAAGGGUGACACGAGAGUCUUUGUCUACGAGCUGGUCUCCGAGGCACCCUUCUUCCUGGAGUGCAACAGCUUCGCCUCCAGCGACCCUCACAAGGGCUUCGUGUUCCUGCCCAAGACGGAAUGCGAUGUGCGAGAGGUGGAGUUUGCCAGGGCUCUGCGCUUGAGGCAGAGCUCCAUCGAGCCGGUUGCCUUCAGGGUCCCCCGAGUCAAGAAGGACUAUUUCCAGGACGACAUCUACCCAGCCACCGCAGUAUGCUGGGAGCCGGCCCUCCGUGCCGCGGCCUGGCGCGCAGGAACUGAUGGGCAGCAACGCACCAUCAGCCUGCAGCCCCGGGACAUGACGCCAGUGAGCGCGGCCCCACAGGAUGUGCCGACCCGGAAGUAUGUCCCAGCCUCGGUCUACCUGGAGGAGAAGUCUGAUGAGCAGAAGAAGGAGGAGCUGCUGAGCGCAAUGGUGGCCAAGUUGGGUAAACGGGACGACCCCCUGCCGCAGGAAUCCUUCGAAGGGGUGGAUGAAGCGGAAUGGGACUAGCCCUGGAAGGGCGACUCCUGUCUCCUGGGACCGCAAUCUCCUCCGUGCCAAUGAUGCUGGCUCCCUGCCUGGCCUUCGCAGCCCCCACGCUGAGGCCUUGCUUUUCGCUGGACUGUGCCCACACCCCAGGGCUUCGCCGCUCCCCAAUCCAGCCCCGAUCUCCCUGGAGGGGCUUAGGCCCAGCCCCGGCCCUUUCCCAAAGAGCCCGGGAAGCCAGCUCUGUGCCGGGCUCUGCCUUGUUACCUAAGGUCUAACGGACUGAGUGAGCCAGAUCCUGCCAGCUUUGCCAGGCUGCACCCUCCACUCCAUGUGGGA